UUGUGUCACGUGACGCAUUAAAAAUGGCGAUGAGCAUGGUCAAGAUUUGUGGAGAAAUGACGUCAAUUUUGUGGGUUUUAUGCAUGUAAACUUCAGUGCCUUGCAUUUGUAGUAGCCGUGACUUUCAAUUGUGUAACUAACAAUUAUUUUUGCAUGACGAAGCUUGAUUGUGGUAGGCAAUGAGUGAUAGCUUAGAGGCAGCAAUACCUUAUUCUCAACCAAUCACAGCUCAAGAAUCCUCAAAAGAGGCGGAGCCAAUAGAAUCCUCAAAGGAGGCGGGGCAUAUACAAAACCAAGCAGUCAACAAUAACCAAUCAUCAAGUGACAGGACUGAUUUAAGCUGGCAUUUUGAUGGAAUGGAGGACAAGAAUCCUUUCAGUGAAUUUUCAGAGGAACAUUUAAAUAAGUUAGAUGAAGUAUUGUCAUCGGCUAGUGUCCAGGAACUGCUACAGCAGUCCAGUCCUGGCCUGAACUUUCUUCAUCUUGACGGUACUGAACAGUUGGCAGCUGGUGCGGAGUCCACAGGACACGCUGGACAAGGUGACUCAGUCAUGGCAUCAACCUCAGCUAGACGCGAUAGCUCCGAUUCUUUACCAGAAUCCAUUAUAUCAGUUGUGUUCUCUGACCACGGAUAUUGUAUGAACCCAGAUAAGAUCAGUUCACAGAAACCAAAGGCUGUUACCGUACAGCCUUCAUCGAAAAGUGUGCCAGUGAUGGUGGCAGUUGAACAGUCAGGUAAUACAAUACCUAUCAAUGCUGUUCCCACGGCUCUCACCAUGACAACAGAUUCAGAAGCUGAGCAUACUGAUUCAAAGACAGAGAGUCCUACAACAUCACCCAGGAAGUCAGGGCGGGCUCACACCCGGAGCAAGUACCUCGAUGAGGACUGGAUAACGCAAGAAAGUCCUAGCAAAGGCCGAGGGAGGGGCAGAGGGGUUGAUAUUGGUAUGCCGCUUCCAUUCGGAUUUAGGGCAUCAACACGUAUCAGUGACCAGAAACAGAGAGAUUUAGCAGAGAAGAUAAUGUUAGCUAACAGACAGGCGAUGGAGGCAGAAAUGGACACAGAUGAUGCUGAACAGUCUGAGUCUGCGUCUGCAGUAAAGACAUCACCAAAAGGUCGAGGUCGAGGCCGAGGUCAAGCGAGUGCAGCUGGUAAUGUUGGAGGAGCAUCUCAGUCUAGUCAGGACGAGAGUUCUCAGGAUGACGAAAGUCAUGAUGAUGACGACGAAGACGAAGUUGUCAAAGAAAAAGAGGAUGAUGACAAUGUAAGUGUUGCUAGUGAAUCUGAGGAUGAGAAAAAGAAAGGGAAAAAAGGCGGGAAGAAAAAUUCCAAAGGUGGUAAAAAGAAGAAAAAAGGUGGAAAGUAUGAAGAUGAUAGUGAUUAUAGUGGUGAAGAAGAUAAAAACACUAAAAACAAAACAAAAGGCAAAAAAAAGACAAAGAAUGAAUCUGAAAAUGAGGAGGUUGCAGAUGCUAAAGCUAAAAAAGGGAAGAAGAAGAAAUUGGCAAAGGGGAAAAAGAAAGGAAAGGCUAAAGGAAAGAAAGGGAAAAAGAAAGAUGCAAAAGCUGAUAAGAAAACAGAAGAGUCUGAAGAGGAAAGUGAAACUGAAGUUAAGAAAAAUUCAGAAGAAAAAUCUCCAAAAAAGAAAGCUAAGAAACUGUCUAAGAAACAGAGACUAAAGAAAAUGAAAGAAGCCAAAGAAGCAAAGAAAGUCAAACUCCUAGAAAAGAAAAAGGAGAAAAAGAAAGAAAAGAAAAAGAAGGGCAAGGAAACAGAAAAAGAGGCAGAAGUUUCUGAUUCUACACCAAAGAAAAAGGCUUUAAAGAAAGGAAAAGCUGUGGCAGGAAGGAGGAAAGCGGAAACUGAGGACGAGUCUACAGAUGCAUCUCCAAGAAAGAAAGCAAAAGUUAAUGAGACCAAAGUGGCCGAAAAUAAAUCACCAAAAGCUGGAGAAAAACGAAAGGCUUCUCCUGCCAGGGCAGCUAAAAAAACAGUAUCUCCUGUUUCUACUCCAACCAAAAAGCAGAAAAUGGCUCAGCAGAAAAAAACUACAAAGACGUCUAAGGCUGAAGUGACAGACUCAGAGGAGGAUAAACCUCUGAAAACAACUAGAUCAAAUGCUGCAAAAGAUGCAAAACCUGAUCAGGACACAGUUCAAAGUAUUCAAGCACCUGUCAGAGGAGAUCAAAAUAUAUUUGCCAGCUUAGCAAUGGGUUUUAUGGCUGAAGAUGAUGAAAAAGACAAUAAAGCAACUGAUGGUGUUGAUGAGUCAAAGAAAGUGUCUGAAGAUAGUGCUGUAGUCAAGACUGACAAAAUUAAGUCAGACAGUGUUGAAGUGAGUGAUGUUAAAGUUAAAGACAAUAAAGAUAGUGAAGAAAGUAAGGUGAUUACUAAGAGUGUUAGUAAUAAAGAGAAUAACACUGAUAGUGAAGUCAAGGAUGAAAAGUCAGUGGUAGAUAAAGAACCUAAAGAAAGUGAUAAUUCAAGCAGUGUGAAAGAAGAACAAAUUUCUGUGAAAACUGAAGAAUUAAAACCAGAAACAGUGAUUAAAGAAACUGGUGUAAGUGUCGAAAAGUUGAAGGAUGAUAAAUCACAAUCAGGAACUCAUAAAAGACAUGAUUCAGAGGACAGUAGAGGUUCAUCUCAUCAUCAUCAUCAUAGGAAACAUUCUCAUGACAGGAAGGAGUCCGUGUCGGAGGACCGGACAGAAUCAGGAAAUCAUAGACACGAAUCUCAUGAUCGAAAAGACUCUAGUGAUAGGAGACAUUCUCAGGAUAAAGAUAGAAGUUCAAGAAGUCAUAGAGAAAGAGACAGGCAUGGAAGCAGAAAAAGUUCAGACUCAACAGACAAAAGUAGAAAAGAUUCAACUUCAGGAAGUAAAGAUAAUGGUAAAAAGUCUGAAAGUGUGAUAAACCGUAGAGAAUCUGUGGGAAGUGUUAGUUCAGAUAAAAGUGGAAAAAUUGCGCAUGGAGGGAUUUUGAAAAAGGGCGGGAAAUUAAGUAAAGAUGGUAAAGUGAAAGGUAAAAAAUCAAAGAAAUCAGAUGAUGUUCCGAUAGAUUCAUCAAUGGCCGACUUAUUUAUGCCUGAUAAUUUGCCUGCACCUGUUAAAGAUGAGGUAAAUAGCAAACAGGCAGGUGAGAAGGAAAAGAAGGUAGAAACUUCACAAGAAAAAGAACGAGUGUCAAAAGUAUCCUUUAAAGAUGAUUCAACUUCAAAGAAAAAUAAACCUGAAAAAGUAGAGAUUGUAGGACCUGAAGUGAUAAAAUUAACAAAUGAGUCUGCCACAGACAAACAAUUGGUUGAAAAGAGCAAAGAUAUUUCAAAAGACUCUACAGUUUUAAAGAAAGAGGAAGAACCAAAAAUAUUUGUCAUUAAUGUUCAUAAAGAUAAAGCGGAGAAAAAAGGUAAAAGUGAUGUGAAAAAGGAAAGUAAGGCAGAUCAGAUUACUGAAACUAACAAAGUGGACACAGAAUGUGAAACUGUAAUUGAAAGUAGUACAGCAAAUAAAGCAACAGAUGAUGUAGAGGUAGAUAUUGAAACUCUUGAUGAAAUAAAAGUUGAAAAAGAUGAUGGUACUGAACUUAAACAAGAAGUACCUAAACUUGAAGAAAAAGAUAAGACUAAGGAAGUAAUUGACGAUAAGAAACCAGAUGUAUCUGAUAAAAUAGAAACAGAUACACUGAAAUCAGAACCCAAAUCAGAAGAGAAAAUUUCUACAAGUGUUGUUUCUGAAGUUAGUGAUACUGGCAAAACUGAUGAUAACAAAGAUGCUGUUGCAGAAACAAUUGCAACACCAUCCAAAAAGAAAAUCAAAAAUCCUUUGAAAAUGUCAGACUUCUUUUCUGAAAGAAGAUUGAAAAUUAAUGAUCCUAAGCCAAGGGUGAAAGUUGUAAAGGAGGAAAUUUCCACUACUGAAGACAGUGAUGGAACCGAUGAAGGGACUGGACGUAAACGUAGAAAUAAGGGGAAAGCAAUGUCUGAAAUAUUGAAGAAAGAAAAACUUGGCAGUGAUGAUGAAGGUGAGAGUGACUCGGACUUCGAGGACGAUGAAAAUGAUGAAGAUUUUGAGGAUCCUGAUCAGCUAUACUGUAUCUGUAGACAACCUCACAAUCAAAGGUUCAUGAUUUGUUGUGACAAGUGCGAGGAAUGGUUCCACGGAAAGUGCGUAGGUAUAACACGUGCCCGUGGAGCGGAAAUGGAGAAAAAUAAUGAAGAAUACCAAUGCCCUCAGUGUAAACAGUCAGAAAUACAGGACAAAAAUGUGGCUUCUACAACCCAAUCUCCAGAACAAAUUGCUAAGAAAGCUGUUGGCACACCAUCAACAGACAAAGAAACAGACGCUGGAAGUAGCUCUGCUGAUGUUAUCAAACCCGAUUCAACUGUGGAUAAAGACACAGCUCAAGCAGUAAAAGAUAAAUCUUCUACUACUAAGGCCCCAGGGGAGGCUACUCCCAAAUCAGUCAAGAUUGCAAAGAAAUCCAUGUCAUCAAAAAGUAAGCAGUCAGGGGAAACAACUCCAAAAUCUGGAGAAAGCAAGGAACCCACUUCUUUACAGAAGAGUAAUAAAGGGCAGACAACUCCAAAGAGUGAUGUCAAAAGUAAAGAAAAACAAGUUUCUAGGAAAUUGAAGCCCGUCCUUGAUUUAAAUGAGAAGAGAAGGCGGAUGAUUCAACAUGUUAAGGAGGAGAAUGAAGGGAAAGAUAAGACGAAGCAGCCAUACAAUAAAUGUUUCACAUGUAACAUUAAAUCUCCGAGGAAAGAUUCCCUGUACUGUAGCGAUGAAUGUAGGUCUAAACAUUCUAAACAUAAUGUGGUACCUAGCAUUCUGAAAAACAAAGACAAAAAGGCGAAGAAAAAGGAGAGGCAUGUAGCUGUAGUGGAGCCAUCCACUGGUAGAACUUUGACUGGAGAAAAGGCACCCACAGAAAGUGAAGUGAAGUCUUGGUUAGAGGAAAAUCCAACGUUUGAGAUUCUCAAGUCACAUAAUAAACCAGCACCAAGAACGCCUGACCAGAAAUUAGACAGUAAGAAUUCAUCAAAAUCCAGUAAAGACGAUAAGUCCAAGAAAUCCGAGGGUCCCGAACCCAUCAGGCUGAAUGUGAGGAAGGGACUUAGAGAUGCUUUAGCUGCAAGAGCUGAGGCUGCGGAUGAUGUCAUGUUAUCAAGCAGUGAGAUAAAGGGUGUGGCCUUAUCUGUGGAGGAGGAGUUAUUUAAAUACUUCAAGGACACAGACCACAAGUACAAGGCUAAAUACAGGAGCUUGAUCUUCAAUAUUAAAGACCAGAAAAAUAAGGGUUUGUUCAGGAAGAUCCUGACUGGUCGUGUACGAGCAAGCAAGCUUGUUAGAAUGACGGCUGAUGAACUUGCUAAUCGGGAACUAGCUCAGUGGCGUGAACAUGAAACUAAACAUACAAUAGAGAUGAUCAAGCAGACGGAGAGAGAACAUAUGAAGGAGCCAGUACAUGUGAUGAAGAAGACACAUAAAGGUGAAGAAGAGGUACAAGAUGAAGAGGGGGAGGAUCUCAGUACACUCGCCGAUGAGCCAAAGAAGAAGGAAGAGCCAGUAAAAUCGGAGAAUAAAGAGGAUGAUGUUUCAGAGAAUGUACCGGACACCACGGACAUGCAUGGUCAACAUCUGUUUGAUGCCAACUGUAAAAUCUGUACAGGAAAACUGGUACCAGCAGCAGAAACAACACCCAUUAAAGCCAAGGCUGUUAAAACUGAAACGACACCUUCGACAAAGGGAGAAAAGACUAAGGAGCUGACAAAGAAAGAGCGUGAUCUACAAGCUGAUGAGGUGGUGAAAGAGGUCCUGAAAGCUAUACAGAGAGCUAAAGAUGACGAGAGGAAGGAAGAACUAGAAGCCCAACAGAGGUCAGCAGUAACUGUCAGGUCUCCUGAUUCAGCUUUAAGUUCUGGACUUGAUAAAAACGUGAAGUUUACACCAAUUGGCCCAAUGUUGUGGAAAGGAUUUAUUUUCAUGCAGGAUGUGUCUAAAUUUGUGACAACAGCUUAUAGGGUGACUGGGCCGGCAGAUCAUCUGAGUUUACCUGAUACUAUCACAUUAUGUGGAAGGAUCAGCCCGGAACAUGUGUGGGACUAUCUCAAUAAAGUCAAACAGUCUGCUACCAGGGAUAUAUGUGUUGUAAGGUUUAUACCUGGUGUGAAUGAAGAGAAGGCAGCAUACAUUAAUCUAUACUCCUACCUCAACAGUCGAAGUCGAUGUGGAGUGGUCGAACACAAGGCCAAAAAUAUCAAAGACUUCUACAUCGUGCCACUGGCAUCACAUAGUAAAAUACCCUCGGUACUUCUACCAUUUGAUGGACCAGGUCUAGAAGAAAACCGGUGCCAUAUGUUGCUAGGUGUAAUCAUUAGGAACAAAGUGAAGCACUCGAGUCACGGCAGCCUGGAGCCUAAACCUAAAUCUAGUCACACUCGACAUACUCAUAGAGCCUCUAAGUCACAACCUCUCAAAUCUGUUCUCAAAGAUCCGAGAAAAACAGCUUCAUCAAAAACUGAAUCUGGCACUGGGUUUGAUUCGGAAAGUCCAGAUAAGUCCUCAUCAAGUUCCCCUAGAACAUCCAGCUCUUCUAGUACCCCUCAAAUCUCCAUUGCUGAUAAGAAGAAGGCUAUUUCAUUUGACCCGAUUGUGAAGGAAUAUUCUCAUGUAUCAGAUCAAGAUGACACCUAUGAACCAGGGAGUGUUUAUCCUCUAGACCUAAAUGCACCUUAUGAUCCCGAAAAAGAAGCAAUGAAAGAGCCUGCAAAACCUAAACCUGAAAAAUCAAAAGCCGACCCAGUUACACUGAUGAUGGAGAAAAUAGCUCAGAGCAAAAAUCCUGCUGAGGCCACAGCUGCCAUGGUAGCUGCAUUAGCAACCACCUCCAAACUUGGCAAUCAGCGUAAACUUCUUAUAGAACUUACAAAGAAAGUGGAUGAACAAAAACGUCUAUUAGAACAAAAAAGAAUCUCAACCAAAUUAGGUCAGUCCCCUUCAGGAAACUCUCCAGCCCUUCGGCUACUACUGCAGUGA
Messenger RNA from Ruditapes philippinarum (Manila clam), 7034 nucleotides. Its product is annotated as titin homolog. Gene Ontology annotation, molecular function: protein binding. Lineage: Eukaryota; Metazoa; Mollusca; Bivalvia; Venerida; Veneridae. Gene Ontology annotation, biological process: DNA-templated transcription. The transcript is spliced from 30 exons. Gene Ontology annotation, cellular component: nucleus. The coding region runs from base 180 to 7034 and encodes 2284 amino acids. The record is from RefSeq and is a predicted model, not a curated record.